AUGUCGACCUUGGAGAUACCCGAUGAUCUGCUAAGGGAAAUUACGGGAAAGACGAUUGUGAUAACAGGCGGAAGUUCAGGAAUCGGUAAAGCAACUGCAGACUUGUGCAUCAAGCUUGGUGCCCUGGUUGUGAUCGGAGAUAUCACUCCACCUCCAAACUUUGAGGCUACAAAGCGAUACAAGUUCCUGAAGGUAGAUGUAUCAAUUUGGGAGAGUAUUCGUGGCUUUUUUGCUCAGGCAAAAGAUUUAUUUGGCAGAAUCGACCACGUCUUCGUCAACGCCGGAGUGGCGCCAACAACAGACUUUCUCAACCACACACUAGAUAGCGAUGGAAAUAUCGCUCCGCCAAAUCUCAGAACAAUCAAUGUGAACCUUAUUGGGGCUAUUAAUACGGUUUGGCUGGCAACAUAUUAUCUUCAGAAUGACACGCGCGAGUCUUCACCCGCAGAAAGAAGUAUUGUCCUCACCGCAUCUGCCUCCUCUUUUCAGAAUUUCAGGGCUGCGGAUUACACAACUGCAAAACACGGAGUGUUGGGUAUUUUACGUGGCCUCGUGGGGAAGCUUGAGGGGAAGGUCAGGAUAAAUGCUAUUGCUCCUUCUUGGACUGCGACUGGUCUGAUUCCACCCGAACCAUUCGAGGCGCUUGGGGUGGCUGUUCAAAAUCCAAAAGUGGUGGCUCGAAGUGUGGUGUUUCUAUUCGCAAGUGGGACGCGACAUGGAGAUUUAAUUUAUAGUCGAGAUGGUAUCUAUUUGGAGAUAAACAGGGCCACAGGUGGUCUUCUUGAGAAUACGGAGAGGUUAUUGGGUGGUGUGAUGAACGAGGAUGAAGUAUACCGGCGAAUUUCCUGA
This is a messenger RNA of Penicillium angulare, 849 nucleotides long. RefSeq lists its product as uncharacterized. The transcript has 2 exons. Bases 1 to 849 code for a protein of 282 amino acids. NCBI's taxonomy places the organism in Eukaryota, Fungi, Ascomycota, Eurotiomycetes, Eurotiales, Aspergillaceae. The record is from RefSeq and is a predicted model, not a curated record.